Molecule: messenger RNA, 467 nt
Organism: Bemisia tabaci
Lineage: Eukaryota; Metazoa; Arthropoda; Insecta; Hemiptera; Aleyrodidae
Source: RefSeq, a predicted model, not a curated record
GCAAUUAUGAAACCCUGCAUUGGACAAUGGACGUUUUUGCAUACGCCGAUUCAAUUGUAAGCAGGGAAGUUUCAACGAGCUCAAAUUUUAAUUUCUUUGUUUUUGUUUUCAGGGCGGUUGAUAAUGUUAUACUUAAUAUUGACAGAUUGUUUCCUAACAUGACCAUGGUUAUUGCAAGACCUUUUGCAUCAAAUGCUGUUUUAACGGUCACCCUUGGUAGAGUUCUACAGGCUGUUAUUGCUUUCAAAGGAUUAAUGAUUGAGUGGGUUAUGAUCAAAGGUUUUGGGGAACAAUUGGACCUAUGGACGGAAUCAAGACAUAAAGUGUUCCGCAAAGUCACAGAGAAUGCUCACGCCGCCAUGCUUCACUUCUACUCUCCAACGCUGCCUGAUCUUGCCGUCCGGUCUUUCAUGGUUUGUUUAACACUCUCAUGCCCAUUUCAUUUUUUAAUAAUAUUCAUUAUUUUU